CUUUUAAAUCCCAGAGGUCCAACGUGUCGUGCAGAUGCUAUCGCAUCUCUUCAACCUGUAAUUGAAUUAAACUGCUGCAGUAAAACAUGCUGGCUGUUUGCUGCUGCAGUUGACCGUAUGACUACUAUUCCUGUGUGUAAUGUUAAAUACAUGCAGAUGUUAACAGUGAUUGAAUAUGCUGAAGAGGAGACACCUUCACACUUUCUCUGAUGCGUUUCCACACUGUGGUCAGUCCACACAUUGGAUGUCUGUGUCUAUGUGUGUGUGUAAAUCCACAUUAGGCCCACAUUGACUGUCACAUCCUGCAUGGAAGCUACCCACGACUUAUAAAGGCUGGCUUGACACUCCCACCACGCCCUCCGCCAACCAGAGAGAGGACGUCACAUCCCAAGUCAGGACUUCACCCACUUCACUUUCUCUGAGCAAAGUGGCAUUCAUCAUUUCCUGCUAGGAGCUGACAGAGAAAGCAAGGUUGGACUGGACCAAGGAAGACUACUCUUCUACGGAGCUAUGUUGCUGUGGUCAUUAUGGAGCGCAAUAUUGCUACUGCCACCCCUGGAGGCUGCAGAGGAGGACAAUGAGCGAGCAGGCUGUAGCACAGCUGUAAAUGACCUGGUCUAUAUUGUUGAUGGCUCAUGGAGUGUUGGCUUCUCUGACUUUGACACGGCGAAACAGUGGCUCAUCAACAUCACCAGCCAAUUUGACAUCAGCUCCCACUACACACAGGUGGCUGUGAUCCAGUACAGUGACACUCCUCGACUGGAGAUUCCUCUGGGGAAACACCAGAGUGGAGUGAAGCUCAUCCAGGCCAUACAGAGCAUCACCUACCUGGGAGGAAACACACAGACCGGCAGGGCCAUCAAGUUUGCCGUGGACCACGUUUUUGCCUCCUCCCAUAGAGCCAGCCAGGUCAAGAAUCGCAUCGCUGUCGUGGUUACUGAUGGCAGAUCUCAGGAUGACGUGGUGGAUGCCAGUAUGGAGGCACGAGUUCAGGGCAUUACAGUAUUUGCUGUUGGAGUUGGCAGUGAGAUCACCACCUCGGAGCUGGUAUCCAUCGCCAAUAGACCGUCAUCAGCCUAUGUCCUAUAUGCCGAAGAUUACACUACAAUUGAACAUAUUCAAGGUUCCAUGGAGCAAAAGCUUUGUGAAGAGUCUGUGUGUCCAACACGAAUCCCGGUGGCAUCUCGUGAUGAGAGAGGCUUUGAGCUGAUGCUGGGCAUGAACGUUCAGAAGAAGGCCAAGAAGAUCCCUGGCUCUCUGAUUUCUGAGGCAGCUUACACUCUGACUGCCUCUACAGACAUUACUGAGAAUACCAGGGAUAUCUUCCCAGAGGGCCUCCCUCCGUCCUAUGUGUUCGUAGCCACCCUGCGUCUAAAGGGGUCUUCUAGCAAGCUGACAUUUGAUCUUUGGAGGGUACUGUCUAAGGAUAAGGAGAUCCAGGCUGCAGUGACACUAAGUGGGAAGGACAAAACGGUCAUCUUCACCACCACCAGUAUGACAGAAAAGGAGCAGAGAGUCACCUUCAAAGCAGGCUUUCAGAUGCUCUACGAUGGAAAGUGGCAUCAGUUCAAAGUCCUGGUGAGACCACGUCAGGUGAUCAGUUUCCUUGACGAUCAACUGAUCCAGGAAAUAAUGCUGGAACCUGUUGAGCCCAUCUACAUCAAUGGGGAGACACAGGUUGCUAAGAGACGAGGAACAGACAUCACUGUGCCUGUGGAGAUUCAGAAGCUGCGUCUUUACUGUGAUCCUCAUCAGAGUGAGAGAGAAACAGCAUGUGAGAUUCACUCUGUGAAUGAUGAAAGGUGUCCUCUGAAUCGAACAGCGACGGUGGAGGAAGAAGACUGCAACUGCGUAGUUGGACCACAAGGGCAGCGUGGCCUGCCCGGGCCCAUGGGUUUCAGAGGGGAGAAAGGGAGGGAUGGACUACCGGGACCUGACGGUAAGCCUGGUAAUGAUGGGAAACCUGGGGAAUCCGGCCCUCAUGGAUUACCAGGGAUGAAGGGUGAAGGUGGCUUAGCAGGACUAAGAGGGGAGCCUGGUCUAAAAGGCAUCACGGGAGACCAUGGGGAACCAGGCUUAUCAGGACAACCAGGACCCCCAGGAACCAAGGGUCUUCCUGGCGAGAGAAGUGAGCAAGGAUUUCCUGGAGAAGCUGGACCAAUGGGGGAGCCAGGAUUACCAGGCACUGCUGGAUUGGUUGGGCCACCAGGACCAAAGGGAGAGAAGGGAGUCAGCGGUACUGCCGGAGCUCAAGGCGCCCCGGGUGUCGAAGGACCUCCUGGUGAAGUGGGCCCAAAGGGACCUCAGGGUGAGGGAGGCUUGCCUGGCCUACGAGGACUACCUGGAAUAAACGGGACACUGGGCUCAACAGGGGAGUCAGGUGUUCCAGGGCUACCGGGUGCCACGGGGCUGUUGGGGUUCAAAGGUCACACGGGCGCGAGAGGAGCGACGGGCUCUAAAGGAUGCCAGGGGGAGCAAGGCAGAGAUGGAGAUCCAGGGAUUCCUGGUGUACCUGGCGAAGUGGGACCCAUGGGAAGGAAAGGAGAGACAGGAAUAACGGGUGACUCAGGCCACAGGGGGCCUGAAGGAAAGAAAGGGGACAUGGGCCACAUGGGUACUGUUGGUCCCAGGGGAUUCCCUGGUCAGGACGGGUUGUCGGGCCAACCAGGUCAACCGGGAUAUCCUGGGAAACCUGGCAAGCCUCCCUCAGAUGAAUAUCUUCUCAAGCUCUGCACUGAUGUUCUCCGUAAUCAGCUCCCAGCACUGCUCCAGACCUUGGCCCCUCCAGCUAUGUGUGAGCCCUGCCAAAGCGUGAAGGGACCUCCGGGAGAGCCAGGAGCACCAGGAACCAAAGGCUCCAUGGGUACUACAGGCUACCCUGGCAGGAGGGGCACUCCCGGUUACCCUGGACCUUCUGGAAUACAAGGUCCUGCAGGCCUCAAAGGUGACAUGGGACUAAGAGGACUCAAAGGCAGCAAAGGAGAAGGUUACCGUGGACCUCCAGGACCACCUGGACAGCCAGGGAUUCAGGGACCUCGUGGCUUCGAUGGAAUUGGCCAUCCAGGAAAUCAGGGUAUUCCUGGAAAACCUGGACCAUUAGGACAACCCGGUACAUGGGGCCACCCAGGGCUUCCAGGGGUUUGUGAUGUGUCCAUGUGUUAUCAAACCUACAACCUCAGGGAACAUUACAGCAAAGGACCCAACGUCUGAUAACAUAGAAGCAUGGGAAGGGCUGCUAUGAAACUCCCAAGUGUUUUAAGGAAACAAUUUACUGUAUCACUGAUUUACAGAGUGUGUGACUGUUGAUUUCUUCAUGACAAAGUGUGUGUGGAGAACAGCUACACUGGAGGCAGAACUAACCUUAGUUGACUUAAAGUAAGCAGGCAGGGCAUUUAUUCUUGAUUAUGAAAUGUGUGCUUAAAGAUGGUCAGCAGGCUAGCCACCCAGCUUACUGAGAUACCAGGAUAACAGCGCUUUAUACAGCGUUUCAUCUUGCAAAGGCACCAAAA
Molecule: messenger RNA, 3509 nt
Organism: Cyclopterus lumpus (lumpfish)
Lineage: Eukaryota; Metazoa; Chordata; Actinopteri; Perciformes; Cyclopteridae
Product: collagen alpha-1(XXI) chain
Exons: 30
Coding region: 511-3210 (899 amino acids)
Source: RefSeq, a predicted model, not a curated record